GUGCUCACGCGUGCGGGCUUUCCGGAGAGCGGUGCAGUCCCCGCGUGCGGCGCAGCUGCGAUGCUGACCCCCGCGUUCGACCUCAGCCAGGACCCCGAUUUCCUGACGGUCGCCAUCCGCGUGCCCUACGCCCGCGUCUCGGAGUUCGACGUGUACUUCGAGGGCGUGGACUUUAAGUUCUACGCCAAGCCGUACUUUCUCAGAUUAAAUCUUCCUGGAAGAGUUGUAGAAAAUGGAAGUGAGCAGGGAUCCUAUGAUGCAGAUAAAGGAAUUUUUACCAUUCGAUUGCCCAAAGAAACUCCUGGCCAACAUUUUGAGGGGCUGAACAUGUUAACUGCUCUUCUUGCACCAAGAAAAUCCAGGACAGCCAAACCACUUGUGGAAGAAAUAGGUGCUUCUGCGGUUUCUGAGGAUGUGGUUGAAGAUGAUGAUGAGGAGUUUGAUUGGGACAUUGAGCAGACCCCCUAUGAGGAGGUGCCAGACAGUGCUUUGAACCGGCAGUGCUACUAUGGAUUUGGAAACCUGCGAUCGGGAGUGGUUCAGCGGUUGCAGGAUGAAUUGAGCGAGGUUAUUGAUGUUAAAGAUCCAGAUUUCACGCCUGCUGCUGAGCGAAGGCAGAAACGCCUGGCUGCUGAGCUGGCAAAAUUUGAUCCAGAUCAUUAUCUAGCUGACUUCUUUGAAGAUGAGCCAAUUGAACAAGUUUUGAAGUAUAAUCCUUGGUGGAAUGAUAUGUACUCAAAAAUGAAGGCCUCUUUGGGAAAGAGUCAGAAGCCAGAAGAUCAUGCUGCAUUAGUAUCUUUUUCAGAAGAGGAGAAAUACCAGCUACGUAAAUUUGUCAAUAAAUCUUACCUGCUGGACAAGAAAGCUCAGUGUCAGGUGUACUAUGGUUUAAUUGAUAUCCUGCUGGCAUAUUGUUAUGAAAUGCGUGUCACUGAAGGAGAGAGGAAUGUCGAGUCUGCAUGGAAUGUCAGAAAGCUAAGUCCAACACUAUGCUGGUUUGAGACUUGGAUGAAUGUUCACGAGAUCCUGGUGUCUUUUGCAAGAAGAGUGCUAUGUUACCCGCUUUACCGCCACUUCAAGCUGGUGAGAAAGGCCUGCACGGACACCACAAAGAUACUGCAGCUAGGUAAGAGUGCAGUUUUAAAGUGUCUCUUGGAUAUUCACAAGAUUUUUCAAGAAAAUGACCAAGCUUAUAUUUUGAACGAUCUUUACAUCUCAGACUAUUGUGUGUGGGUCCAGAAAACCAAGUCCAAAAAGCUGAGUACUCUUGCAGAAGCCUUGAAAGAAGUCUCCCUCACGAAGGCCCAGCUGGGGUUAGAGCUGGAGGAGCUGGAGGCAGCAGCGCUUCUUGUCCAGAAGGAAGAAACAUCAGGAAAAGCUGGCAGAUCAAGUCCUGGCCCCUGCCCCGAAAGCAGCGAAGAAUCCACGGGAGAAUCGGAGGCGGAAGAAUCAUCAGAGGCAGAAGAGUCAUCGGAAGAAUCAGACAGCUCUUCAUCCUGUGAUGGCAAGGACCCGGCUUUAGAGGGAGACCAGCCACGGCUGGGCCAGACAGAGCCCAUUAUUUCUUUGCAAGGCUCCUCUCUGGGGGCGGGUAUGAGCACCCUGCUUCUCAGCGAUGGCCAGGUCCGCGAAAACACAGUCUGGCAGGACUCUGUCCUCAGCCAGGGUCAACUGAUGGCCUGUUCUGGGCCCCCCUGGGAGCACAGACCAUUGAUUCAGGAGCUUGAGGAUCAGCUGAGCACCACCCUUCAGGUUUCCACAGCCCGGGACAGCACAGCAGACUGCGGGACAGAGGUGGGGACGGGUGACCCUUGAGCCCACGUGGGUUGCUCACUGUG
Messenger RNA from Dipodomys ordii (Ord's kangaroo rat), 1838 nucleotides. It is a transcript of the gene Shq1, whose product is annotated as SHQ1, H/ACA ribonucleoprotein assembly factor. The transcript is spliced from 11 exons. The coding region runs from base 61 to 1815 and encodes 584 amino acids. The record is from RefSeq and is a predicted model, not a curated record. NCBI's taxonomy places the organism in Eukaryota, Metazoa, Chordata, Mammalia, Rodentia, Heteromyidae. Gene Ontology annotation, cellular component: nucleoplasm; cytoplasm. Gene Ontology annotation, biological process: box H/ACA snoRNP assembly.